Molecule: messenger RNA, 2152 nt
Organism: Sclerotinia trifoliorum
Lineage: Eukaryota; Fungi; Ascomycota; Leotiomycetes; Helotiales; Sclerotiniaceae
Source: the annotation of a GenBank genome assembly
UGGGUAUAGAACAUCACAAACCCAUCCACCCUUUCAACUCCAAACCUAAGAAAAAAUUAAGUUGCUCCGCGCAUACUCCGCGCAUAACUCCGUACAUCUUAAAAUCAGCUAAAGGCGCUUUUCCAAUCACCACAUCAUCCAAUUCCACGCCAACUUCCAAAAUUACGCAUUACCUAUCUCGAAUUUUUUAAAGGCCUCAGAUUGGAAGGGAACUAGCUACUCUUUUUUAGCCUCAAAGGAAAAAAUAAUUCCUUGAUCUAUAGCCUCGCAGAACACUCUAGCCACUGCAGCUUACUUGGAAUAUUCUCUCCUCUUAGGAGGCUUUCCUUUUUUUUGCGACCAAUUAAAUUCAUCUCCUAACUGAUUCCUCAACAUCGUCCCCGCAGUCUCCAGUUCUCAUCCAUCAAUAUGAUGGCCGAUGUCCCUCAGAGGAAACCAAUGCCACCUGGUUUCGGAACUUCUUCUGGUGCAUCAUACAACAAUCAUAGUCGAACUCGUACUACUUCUUCCACUACCUUCCCUUCCAUCAAUUACCCUCCUCAACAUCCACAAAAUCUUUACCCCGGAAAUAUGCAGAUAAGCGGAUUUUCUUCGAGGAGAACUCCCUCCACGGGUACUUUUUCAACGACUGCCAGUAGUGGUGGUAAUGGACCUGUGCCAAAUCGAAAUUCUCAAGACCUGAGGCGAUCCACCUCUUCACGGUCGGGAAAUAUGCAACCACAAGGUUAUGUGGCUCUAAUGCGAAAACAAAAGGCGACUGUUUGGUGUGAUAGAUCGCAACGUGAGGAUCCACGAUUAAUAGCUCAACAAAAGGCUGCAAAGGAGAGAGCGGCGGCGGCAGUUCUUGGAGGACCUUUACAAGGGAGAAUAUCUACAGGCGGAACAAAUAGUCUUGUCGGAAGUAAUAGGGUUACAGCAAAAAUAAGACAUCAUGGGAAGGCUGGAUUGGUAGGAUAUAGUCCUGGAGAUCUCGUUGGAGGUGUAGUUGGUGUGCCAAUGAGAUUGAGUGCGAGUGAGGUGGAAGGUGGGGAUAGUGAUGAUGAUGGGGAUAGCGGAGGAAUUCUAUACCAUCGAAGAACUGGUAGUGGACGCAGUAGUGUUGGAAGUGGCAGAAGAGGUCUCACAUAUUCACGACAAUCCGGUGCAAGUUCAACUGCUGGCAGAUGGAGUUCAGGUCAUACACCACCUAGUGAAAGAGAAAGACGGGAAUCGAUUGCGGCCGAGGCUGGGGAAACUCCUGUACCAAUUGGCCAUCCAAAAGCUAGAGAUUACUUUGAGGGAGGCGAUGGGACGAGAAGUGCAGGGGGGAGCAUUAGCAGUGGAGAACGGGCGGAUGGUAUUGCGGAUCUAAACUCGGGUGACGCCGCCAGGUUAGCAAGUAACAGCUUGCUUAAAUCAUCCAUGACACGAGAAAAGAGCGUCAAGAAUCCCGACGAAUUAAGAAGAAGGGGAAGUGUUGACGAGCGAACAACAACCAUGACUCUAGGUGCUGGUCGACUAUUUAUCGCCAACCCAGAUCAUUCGGAUAGUGAUUAAAAAGCAAGACGGAAAUGAAGAAUGCAUUUGCCGGUUGAGAGAAGCACAAGACAACAAAAGACCUGCGAUUAGGAGAGGGGAUACCUUUAGACGGUGGAAUUCACAUCACAUCACAUCAUGAUGAAAAUAACAUUACCUUGGAGCAAAGAGCAAAGCAAGCAACUGCAUUUAAAAGGCGUAGCAUGGGAGUAUUAUGGAUUACAUGGCAAUAUCAAUUUGGAUUGGUUUAGUGGAGUUAGGAAUUGGGUGUGCUUUUCAUGGCUGGCAUACACUUUUUAUACAUGGUCCGUGGGAACUUUUUUGGAUUGGGUACAAGGACUGCUUUAAUCAUCCGCUGCAUGUUUGUCGACGCCGACUUGGGCUCAAAGCUUGAAUUAUUGGACUGGAAUUGUUCGAACAAUCGUUUUAUUAGCGUUGCAUUGUUGUUUGGCCCUGAUGAUAUGGGCAGAGUACGAAUGGACUUGGCAUGGGAUGUGGCCUAGAUGGCACAUGCUUACACACAUACACACAUACUUAGGAGGUGAUAAUGGUAUACUGAAUGAUGAAGAUGAGAUUGGAAAUACUGAAUUGAAUUGAAGUGAAGUGAGCGUGAAGUGAGCGUGAAGUGAGUGUGGAA